This is a messenger RNA of Fundulus heteroclitus (mummichog), 1103 nucleotides long. RefSeq names its product trace amine-associated receptor 4-like. Bases 78 to 1103 code for a protein of 341 amino acids. Gene Ontology annotation, biological process: G protein-coupled receptor signaling pathway. The record is from RefSeq and is a predicted model, not a curated record. NCBI's taxonomy places the organism in Eukaryota, Metazoa, Chordata, Actinopteri, Cyprinodontiformes, Fundulidae. The transcript is spliced from 2 exons. Gene Ontology annotation, cellular component: membrane. Gene Ontology annotation, molecular function: trace-amine receptor activity.
ACUCAAACAUUUCUAUGGAGUCAAUUAAACUGAUGAGGCGUGGAGAUAGAAGAGGAGGGUGGAGAUAAUGUAACAGGAUGAUGAAAAAACUGCAGGUUUCCACAGUUUACUGUCUUGUUCUGCCAAACAUGAUGGAGGACUCUGAGCUCUGCUUCCCAGAGUUCUUUAACUCUUCCUGCAGGAGGCUGAAUCGUCCUCACUUUGAGGUUAUGCUUAUGUACGUUGUGCUAUCCUUCAUCUCUGGCCUCAUUGCAUUUCUCAACUUGCUGGUCAUCAUCUCUAUCUCACACUUCAGGCAGCUUCACACUCCAACCAACCUCCUCCUUCUCUCAUUGGCCAGCUCAGACUUUUCUGUGGGCCUCUUAUUGGUUUUUCAAAUUGUGCUCAUAGAUGGCUGCUGGUUAUUUGGUGAUAUUAUGUGUACCGUGUAUGAAUAUUUAUGUUAUGUUAUCACCUCUGUAUCGAUAGGAACCAUGGUGCUCAUAUCUGUUGACCGAUAUGUUGCCAUUUGUUACCCUCUGCAUUACUCCACCAAAAUCACACAAGGCAGAGUAAAAAUCUGCAUCUUCCUAUGCUGGAUUUGUUCUUUGAUUUUUCAGAGUCUGAUUCUGAUGGACAACCUAAAACAGCCAGGGAGGUACAACUCUUGUGUUGGCGAGUGUCCCUUUGUCAUUAACUACAUAGCAGGAUUUGCAGAUCUUGCGUUUUCUUUUGUUCUUCCAAUCACCAUCAUUGUAGGUUUGUAUAUCAGAUUGUUUAUGGUAGCCGUGUCUCAGUCUCGAGCCAUGCAUUCUCACAUUGCAGCCGUCACACUGAGACAUCCAGUUAGAGCUAAAACAUCCCAGGUCAAGGCAACAAAAACUCUUGGCCUUGUAGUAUUAGUGUUUCUGCUGUGCAUGUGCCCAUAUUAUUGUGUUGCUCUUACAGGAGAAGAUAACCCUGUGAGAGCAUUAUCUGCCACACUUGUAUUAUGCUUGUUUUUCUUUAACUCCUGCUUAAACCCCAUCAUCUAUGCCUUUUUUUACCCAUGGUUCAGAAAAUCCAUUAAGCUCAUAUUUACUCUUCAGAUAUUCCAGCAUGGCUCCUCUGACACCAACAUGUAG